Cylindrotheca closterium is the source of this 459-nucleotide messenger RNA. The record is from the annotation of a GenBank genome assembly. NCBI's taxonomy places the organism in Eukaryota, Bacillariophyta, Bacillariophyceae, Bacillariales, Bacillariaceae.
AUGUCUUUACCCGAAAACGAAGUUGCUGAGCUCAAGGAGCAUUUCGAACUUUAUGAUUUGCACAGCGCAGGAUUCAUCAGCGUGCGUGAACUUGGUUGGGCUGUCCGAGGAUACGGAGUUAAUGUUACGGAGAGUUCCUUGAAGCAUGCUGUUGAAAAGUAUGAUAACGGAAAGGGACAAAUCAUGUUUUCUGAUUAUGUUGAUUUCAUGGCCCGUAAGAUGACAGAUCCCGGUCUGAAUGAAGAAGAUAUAAUGGAUUCUUUCUCUGUCUUUGACAAGGAUAAGAAGGGAAAAGUAAAUGUAAAGGAAUUGAAGGACGUCAUGUGUAAGAUGGGAGAGCCCAUGACUGGAGCAGAGAUUGAAGGUGUCCUGAAGGAUGCUGAAAUUGAUGCCGACGGAAAUAUGAAUUACAAGGAUUUUGUCAAGAGACUGAACGAUAUGUACGAACUCUUUGCCUAA